AUGGACGACUCGGCUGAACGAGAUAUACUCAAACGAAACGACCGUCUCCAUAAAGACAUCAGCUCUUCUAUAGAUUCGCUCGUAGAAAUCGCCAGAAAUUCACUGCUCACGGAUCACGAUAAGAAAGAUGCCUCAACUGUGACUUUUCAGAGACUCAAAUUGUGGAUUAAUGAGUUCGAGCCCUCGCCUAAGUUGCUUGAUAUCCAUUUGGCCGAGUAUAUUGACAAGUUAACAACGUUGUUCUUAUGGCUAUUUCGUCAUUCGCACCAUUCCAGCGACUUGACUAAAGGAAUAGGUGCAACCAUCUAUGAAUUGUCCAAGAUCAGAGGGUUCAAGUUUGUAACCAAUUUCUUCUCCAGUGAUUUAUACCUUGUAGGCACUCUUAUUGAUAUCGUGUCCACGCUUGAGAAUGAUAACGAGAAGUUUCUUGGUCUCAUAUGGCUCUCAAACUUGGUUCUAGUGCCGUUUCGUCUACUUGAAAUCGACUCUGAAAUGGUUGCCAGAGUUUUGCAAUUGGCCAUUACCAACUUGAAAUUGCAUUCAAAUGCUUCAAAGAACCAACUUGUAGCACUGAUCUUGCUUUCACGUCUAGUGACUAGAUCAGAUACCCCGAUAUCUCUCAGACACUACAUGCUUGAUGUAGUGGAACCGGAGUGGCAGGAGACUGGAAAACUUCAUAACGAAUCUGUAAAACUCGGUCACCUAAUGACAAUUAAUAAGAUCCUCAAGAGACCAGAGUCGGACUUGUAUGAACCAUACUUGCCCCUCAUUUACGAAUUGGUCUGUAUAGAUUUGCUAGCCUUAAGACAAGCUCCAGACUCUGUCAACAACCUCAAUAUCACCUAUUUAAUCAAAAUACUCAGCAAAUUAUCCAAAUUCUAUAUUCAUCGAGACAACUAUGAUAUGGUAGCAGCAGUGAUUAAUAACUUGUUGCAUGAUAUUAUGGACGUACUUAUCAAUAAGUUUGAUACUAAUAAUCGAUAUGCCAUGGCGAAGGCACUCGGCCAUCUUAGUCUUAGCCUUUCGCAUCCAGCAAUCAACUACCAGCACCAAUUAAUAAUACAUUUGAUUAAGCAACUAGAAUUGCCUUUGCAAAUGGACACCUUUUCAUCUCAAAUGGAGAUUAACUCAGACAAUAUUUUCAUUCCCAAAUACCAUACAAUUUUACUAUUCUUAGGCUAUAUUGCCCUCAACAAGUCGAUGCCGCUAGAAUUCGUAAAUGUGGUGCUUACCAUUGUCCACAAGACGCUCUUUAUUCGACAAUAUCGUCUUACAUCAGUUGUUGGAACUCAAUUGCGAGACACAUCUUGCUUCGUUAUUUGGGCCAUAAGUCGAAUGCUUAAACCUGCAAAUCUUGUACCUAAAGAUGCAAGCAAAAUGAUGGAAACAAUAUUUGUAGAUUUGGUUAAAGUAUCAGUUUUUGAUGAAGAACUUCUAAUUAGAAGGUGUGGAAUGGCAGUCCUCCAGGAGUAUGUGGGAAGAUUUGGUUCAAUCUUGUAUCAGUAUCUGUCCGGAGAAGAGCGAGGGAAUCGUAUAGUUUCCUUCAUUCAGCUAUUCAAUAGCCAAAGUAUCAAAACUAUACGUCUGUCUUAUGAAAUCAUCCUACAAUUACUUGAGCAACAGUUUGAUAGAAAUAUAUUUAUUGGUGAACUAUUACAAAAUUCAACAGACGAUUCUAAGUCGUAUGAGGUUAGAAAACUUAGCGCAACCUACCUAAGAAAAGUUUUAGCCUGCAAACAGAAGAAUGUGAUCAUUGGUUCUGAUCUGUUUCCUGAUUACGGUGUAUUUGAUUUCGUAACACGAUUCAUAGAGUGUGGAAAUCUCACUGCUGCUUGUGAAGUGCUUGACAAAAUCGAUGUUAAACGUGUUGAGCAUAAAUUGGUAGAGUUGAAUAGUCUGUUUUCUUUUGACUUCCACAGAGACAGUAUCGAAAAGGCUAUAGGCUACCUCAGACUUCUUAGUAAGUUAGUUGAAGGUUGUAAUUACAAGUUCCAGGAAUCGGACUGGACAAACCUACUCGAUAUUUCCCGAGUCAGGAAUAAGCACGAGGAAUUAAUACCUCUAUUCAAAGAGGUUAUCCAGGUUCAUCAUGCUACCCCAGAUUCAAUAGCAUUAAAGAUGAGAGAUUUGAUCAAGAGCAAUAAUCUAAUUUUGUCCAGAACGACUUUACAUGACUCUUCACUUCUGAAGUCUCUGUUCGAGACGAUAUUCGAAUUAGUGUAUGACACGUCUGUCGACUGUGAAAUUCGGGCAAACAUGGUUUCUUCUCUUGAUUUCUUUGUCGACACUCCAGAAUUCUUUGACGAUAUUAGGGUGGAAAACUUGCUUCAUUUGCUUGAUGAUUAUACAAUAACGAACCAGGGAGACGUCGGUUCCAAAGUUAGAUUAGCAACCCUUGGCGUGAUCAAGCAGAACUUCAGCAUGUUCGUGAAAAAAGAAGAUAUCUUGAUGGGAAAAUUGUUGAGAUUGUCAGGUGAGUUGAUUGAUAAGAUCAGAAUUAGUUCCUUUGAGUUAUUUCUUCGGGGAAUGAAUAUCCAGCAUCCCAUGAAUGCUAAUAACGACAUCGGAAAAUACUAUUCAAGUUUGUUUACUGUGUACCUCUCAAACCCAAGGGUGAGUACAUGGGCGAAUUCCUUCUGGAAAGGAGUCUGUUAUAGUAUUGGAGCUACAGCUGCUAACCGUUCAGUAAUUAACGAAUCUUUUCACCAAUUGCUAAAGUACUUGGAGUCUGGUGAUAGAUGCCAAGAUUUAAAGGAAGUGCUACUAUUACUAAAUACCACUACAAGCGUACUGGACAGGCAGUCAAAGGGCUGGGUACUGGUACUCAAUGUGUUUGUCAAGCUCUUUGAGUGUAACUAUAGGUUCCCCUCUGAUUUCCCAUUCGAGUCUUUGUAUGUGAAGUGCUACAAUUUGCAUAUCAACACCAAGAACUCAGCCAGAAUCGGAGCAGUGAUGAGAAUUUUUCUUUAUUUGAUAUUGCUGGAUCAAGUUGACUCAAACUUGAAGCUGAAGGUGACGGCUAGAUUGUUGUGGAUAUGUUGCAACCACAGGUUUGAAGGAACCAGAGAAUUAGGAAGUAGCUUGAUUUUUGAACUUGCCAAUGAGAUCAUGAGUGAAGAAGCCAUGGAAUACAUUUCUGCAAUUGACUGGAAGCAACUGCCGGCGAAACUAAAGAUUCACAUCACGGAUUUACAAAGAUUUUUUUGA
Molecule: messenger RNA, 3207 nt
Organism: Scheffersomyces stipitis CBS 6054
Lineage: Eukaryota; Fungi; Ascomycota; Pichiomycetes; Serinales; Debaryomycetaceae
Exons: 1
Coding region: 1-3207 (1068 amino acids)
Biological process (GO): tubulin complex assembly; microtubule cytoskeleton organization; post-chaperonin tubulin folding pathway
Molecular function (GO): beta-tubulin binding; GTPase activator activity
Source: RefSeq, a predicted model, not a curated record